CAUGGACCUGGAGGGUGCUACAGCUAAAAUACUGUCUGAGUGGAAGUGCCGUGAAAGCGCUUUUGGAGAGGAUCAGGACUCGCUUCAGUCCACCUCACCGGAGUCCUCCAUGGACUCCAUGUGCUCUUCCCCGGAGAUGUGCUACUCCAGCGGGCAUCCGGACAUGAUUUCUUUCGGCUUCACUGGACGCAGGGCGACUCCAGCAGCGCAGAGGCACGGCAAGCCCAAGAUGUCCACCAAAAGACGCAUGAAGGCGAGCGAGAGGGAGAAGAUGCGGAUGAGGAGCCUUGCAGAGGCCCUGCACCAGCUCCGGGACUACCUACCGCCGGACUACAGCAAGAGAGGCCAACCCCUGACCAAGAUACAAACCCUCAAGUACACUAUUGAAUACAUCAACAAGCUUUCAGACAUCCUGAGCCGCGCGUAACGGACGCAAUUGGACCUUUUACGCACAAGGUUCACAUUCACUUGGACAUUUCAUGGAGUUAGUUUUAUAUAUUUUAUGAAUAAUGUAUCAGAUUUACUCUCAUCUGGACAUUUAAUUGAGUUCGUUGAUGAGUUAUAACAUCUUUAAAUCAUUUGAUAUCAUUAAUUAUUUCUCUCCUUUGCCCUUCUCCUGGUGUAUAUAUUGUUUAGCGGGCACUUGGCAAUUAUUUUGUAUAUGAGGAUGCCUUUGUUGGAGUUAUGAAUUCAGUGUUUGGAAAGAGAGUUUGUUGUAUGUUUGUGUUUGGUAUCUUAAUGGGUGUGAAAUAGAGCUUCACUGCUAUAUGCCUAUAUGUUUGUGUUUGUGUUGUGUGUUGUUUCUGGUGUAUUUUUGAGUUAAGUAGCUGCAUGAUAUUUUAAAGUUGUGUUGUGUCUCAUUAUUAUUAAAUAAUAAGACCUGUUUUUUUUCUUUUUCUGAAAUGAAAAGUUAAAUUUAGGGAUGCACUGGUACUGAUAUUGGACAUCUGGCCGAUAUUGACUCAGACAGCUGGAUUGGUAACAAUAGGGCAGUCAAAUGCUAUGCUAAUGUACAUUAUAUAAUGGAAUUUCAAAUCCUGUUUAGGUUUUGAUCCAAUUUGUUGCUACAAAAGGUUUAGUCUCCAUUUUAAUUGAAAUCCCUGUAAAUUCUGAGAGUUUGUUUUUUUACAAAGUUGCUGAUGCACUUCAUCUGCAUUUAUUAUUUCAAAAAUUAACAAAUCAGUAAUGACUUAGUAAGCAAUGUUUGACCUGUUAGUGUUCCUUGACCCAUAUAUGGGACAUAAGGGGUGUUACUACACUGUGAUGCUUAUGUACAAAACCACUGUGUUUGAGUUGAUAUUCAUGCUACAUAAUUGAAAAGCUAAGAUUCUUGUGAUUCUAUUAAUUAAAACCACAUUUUAACAUUUUAAGAUACAACCACAGCAGCAAAAUGUUACCUUUCAUUAGAGCUCAGAAUGAUGACUGUAGGUUGCAGGGUUCAAAAUUUCUGGACAUUUGGAAUGUCACCAUGGUUACAGAGGAUACUAUUGGAGUCUCCAUAAAUACAUAAUCAUAAUAAUUAUAUGUUAAUUAAAAAAAUCUGUGUAAAAUAGUUUUUUUUUUUGAUAUCUUUAUCAAAUUUGAACUGGGAGUAAGUAAUACUUUAUGUUUUGUCCCGAUGUGUUUUCCAGCAUAUUAAGGAUCUGCAGGCCUGUUGUAUUUACCAAAUAUAUUCAGGCAGACAAUAAAAAAAAAACUUUUUUUU
This is a messenger RNA of Centropristis striata (black sea bass), 1705 nucleotides long. It is a transcript of the gene msgn1, whose product is annotated as mesogenin 1. Lineage: Eukaryota; Metazoa; Chordata; Actinopteri; Perciformes; Serranidae. The coding region runs from base 2 to 427 and encodes 141 amino acids. Gene Ontology annotation, biological process: mesoderm formation; regulation of transcription by RNA polymerase II. The transcript has a single exon. Gene Ontology annotation, cellular component: nucleus. Gene Ontology annotation, molecular function: protein dimerization activity; RNA polymerase II cis-regulatory region sequence-specific DNA binding; DNA-binding transcription factor activity, RNA polymerase II-specific. The record is from RefSeq and is a predicted model, not a curated record.